ACAUUGAUUGUCCAAUAUUGGUUAUAAUGGUAACAAAAUUCUGAUAUGAGAAUUGAAUGAAUCAUGUGAAACAUGGAAUCAACAAAUGUUGAUUAUCUUUUUCGAAAUUAUCUUGUUUCCGAUGUUGUUCUUGUACAACAGAAACUUAAAAAUGAUGUACAGAAAAAACAAAACGACUUGAAACAAUUGAUCGGUGAACGAUAUAAUGAAUUGUUUCGUGCGACCGAUUCAUUCGGUCAUAUGAAUCUUUCGAUCAAUCAGUUGAUUGAUUCGUUGAAAAAAUUAUCGACAACUGUUCAGGAAAGUAAAGAUGGACAUAAACCGAUCAACGUUGAUCAAAUAAAUGAUUCGAAUUUUCCUAUCAAUGAUAAUUAUUUUGCCAAUGCAACUGUAUGCAAGUUUUUACUUGAUUUACCAUUACAAAUAUGGAAUUUUUUACAUGAAGAAAACUUUUUUCUUGCUACCUAUGGUAGCUACUUUGGUGAUCAUAUUGUACAAUAUUUGGCUGAUCAACAACAGUCAUUUCAAUGUUCAAAUAUUUGCUCACUACGAUUAUAUUCGAUUCAUAAUCUAAAAUCACAUAUUAUUCGAAAUUGUUGGCAACAGAUUGCCGAACAAUCAUUAAAAAAUGAUAUUAAUUUGGAUGAAUUUGCUCGUAAAUUUUCAUAUUUAAAACUGUUGAAAAAUUGUUCAACAACCGAAGUGAUUGAUGAUUUUUUUAAAAAUCAAGCUAAUAAUAUUGAUACAAUAAUCAAUGAAACAAAUCAAAUUUCCAUAUUGAUUGAGCAAAUAUUGAAUAUUAUUUUCAAUACGAUAAAAUGUUCACGAAUAUUUCAUCAAUCGGAAAAUGAUUCACUGGAUUGUCUUCUUCAAAUACAUUUAAAAGAAAUUUGUUCGACAAAUCAUGUUGAUGAAUUGAUUGAUGCUAGUCAUGCACAGCGAAUAAGAUGGCCUAAAAAAUUAUUGUUUUAUACCAUAAACGAUUCUAUCAAAAUUGAAUCAGAUAAAAAGAUUAAAUUCGAUGAAACAAUUCUAGUGCAAUGGAUACAAACAAUAAAGACAAAUUUUUCUACAAAAAUUGAACAAAAAUUCAAAUCGGUUGAAUCGAUUCGUGAAUUAUUUCAAGAAAUAACUAUCGUCGAACAAUGGCUAAUGAAGAAUUCCAUACUCGAAAAUUAUUGCACAUUUGUCAAUGUUAUUGAUUUUAAUAAAUCAAUCUGGACAGAAUGGUUUAUGGCUUUAUUCGAAACAAGAGUGUAUGAAAUUACAUCGAUCGAAUUGCAAUCUAUACAAACAAUUUUCAUUGAAUCAUUGCCAAUGAUUGAACAAAAUUUGUUCAAUUGUGAUCUUAAUAUUGUUGAAUUUGUUUGGAAAGAAUCAAAUCAACCAUCGCGAAUUAAUGAUUUUAAUGGUUUAGUGCAAAAAACAUGCGAUAUGAUUAAUCAAAAAUUAUCAAAUUUUUAUGAAGAUAUUAUCAUAUUUCAACAUAGUCAUCAAACAUUUCUGAUUCGAAUUCAUUCUAGCAUUGCCGAAUUUCUUCGUUCACUUCAGAUUCAAAUUGAUUCGGUUAAUAAAAAUCGACAAAAAUCAUUGUUACUUUUUGGUGCUGUACUGUUUCAACGAAUGCCAGAUUUAUGUCCAUCAAUAAGUCAAAUAUUUUCAAUGUGUGAUCGAAAAACAGAUUGUCUGAGUUGGCAACAAAUUUCGACCCAACUUCGUGAGAUAAAUGAAUCUUAUCUACAAAACCUAUUCGAUAUUACUAUCACCGAACAUUUUGCACACAUUGAUCCGAAAUCAUUUGUUGAUUUGAAUCAAUUUUUGAAAAAUUUUUCCAUUUGGGAAACUAUUACCAUUUCAAAUGAUCAAGAUGAUCAAUCUAAAACUAUUGUUGAAGUACCGAUGCAAUUAUCAUUGAAAACGUAUAAAGUUUUGCAUGACAUUUCUAAUGAUAUUAAUCGAUUUUGUGCUCACACAGUAACUCGUCAGGUAUUGAUCAAUAUUUUACGAUUAAUCGGCCGCCAAAUAGUGAUACUUUAUGGUGAUGCAUUGAAAAUUUUGUCCGAACUAACCGAUCCUGUUUUAAAACCACCUAAACAAAUCAUUUCAAUACAAUUAUAUUUUGAUCUAUUUUUUCUGAAAAAAUUAUUCAUUCAAAUUAAACAUGAUGAUCAUUUUCGAUGCGAAUAUCUUGAACCAAUCAACACAAUGAUGACCGAAUUAGAAUCAAAUAUUGAUCCAUUCGAUAUGCAUCUUAUACAUCCUUAUAUCGAAGCGAAUGUCUAUCGAUUACAAAAGUCCUAUCAAAUUACAUUCGGAUUUUUACUAUUCGAACGUUUAAUGAAUUCUAAUCUUUCUAAACCAAUGAAUAAUUCGAAUAAUGAAAAUGUUCAUAAUUUAAUGUUGAUACAUUCCUGUCAUGGAGAAGAUUUUAAAACAAUGUUAUCGAAAUAAUGAAUAAGUAUUGAAUUUUUAUUAUUAUUGAAUUAUUCAUAAUGUGAUUAUAUGAUCAUUUUUUUUUGAUUUUUUAAAAAUUUAUAAUUUUGUUUGUUUUUUUUAAUGAAAAGAAACCAAUAUAAUUUUAUAUGAUUAUUGCAAAGAAUGCAGCAUAACACACCCACACACACGCACAGAAAAUAUAUUAAACGAAUGUAAUAUGUUACAUAAUUAUCAUUUUUAAAGAAUUCUAAUAACGAAAA
Molecule: messenger RNA, 2696 nt
Organism: Dermatophagoides pteronyssinus (European house dust mite)
Lineage: Eukaryota; Metazoa; Arthropoda; Arachnida; Sarcoptiformes; Pyroglyphidae
Gene: Cog1
Product: conserved oligomeric Golgi complex subunit 1
Biological process (GO): intra-Golgi vesicle-mediated transport
Cellular component (GO): Golgi apparatus; COG complex
Source: RefSeq, a predicted model, not a curated record